GGCACAAUGUGGAGCAGUGGAUUGUCGGCUUCAGCGUGGGCCAUCGCGGACACGCGAAAAAUAUCAUGCUCGCGGGUGCGUGGAUCUACGUACGGACCCAGAUGACGUUCGAAGACCAGGACGCCACACGGGACCGCGCCAGUCUGAUGCGGAGCCCCUACACAGGCCGCGAACGCGUCAAGCCAUUGCUGAACUACGCCACCCACUACGUGGCGCCCUCCUGGCUCGUGCAGUCCCGGAACUACACGACGACCGCGACCAGUGCGUCUUCUACUUCAAGCGGCGGGGCAGGAACUACGACGGAAACAGCAAGCGACGUGCUUGUCCCGGGCGCCUACUCGUACCUGCUCCCGCCGAGAGCCGCGCGGACCACCGGCGCGGACAUCCUGUAUGCGCGCGAAAUCGGCAUUCGCACGAUGGCCGCGGCCAAGACGCUGUCUUCGCCCCGCUGGUUUCGCAAGUACCCCAUCGGAAGCGGGAAGCAGAAUUACGCCUGCGGUGGCACGGUCGGGACCGUGGUUAAGGCGCUCGCUGCGACUGCCAACACGGCAGAAAGCUGCCGGGCAGAGGUGGACGAGGAUCGCGAAUGCGGGGCGGUGCUGACGUACGGCAUUCUGCCCGUCACCGACGGGUCCGGACUCAGCUUCUACUGCCACUGCGUCAAGCGAGGCCAGAUUUGCGAAGAGGAGGAACGGGGCACCACGCCUGGUGCACGCGUGCAGCAUUCCCUGGAGAUCCACGCGGACCUGGCGCGCUCCUUCUUUUUUCCUCAUUUUCCGAGCCUGGGCGGCACGGUAGCCACCGACUUCCGUGCGUCCCACGAGCACGCCUUUGACUUCGUCACGGGCGCCAACCUGUUCUCUCCGGACGCCGAUGUGUUCCUGCAGAUGAAAGUGAACGAUAAAACGAUCCGGUCCGGCGACUUUGCCCGGGGUGGCGUGGACGCGGACGCCCGCCCCUGCGAGGGGCUCACGCCCGCAUUCGGGGGGCAAUACUGGGUUUGCCACGGCUGA
Messenger RNA from Amoebophrya sp. A120, 1013 nucleotides. The record is from the annotation of a GenBank genome assembly. Lineage: Eukaryota; Dinophyceae; Syndiniales; Amoebophryaceae.